Messenger RNA from Acanthosepion pharaonis, 4797 nucleotides. The record is from the annotation of a GenBank genome assembly. Lineage: Eukaryota; Metazoa; Mollusca; Cephalopoda; Sepiida; Sepiidae.
AUGAUAUCUAUCAUUCACGCCUUAUCUAUCUUCAUUCAUCUAUCUUUGAUAUCCAUCUCACGCCUUAUCCAUCUAUCUAAUCUAUCUAUCUACAAUAUUCAUCCAGUUAUCUAUUCAUCUAUCUAUCUAUCUGUCUUUGAUAUUCAUCCUCACGCUCAUUAUCUAUCUAGAGUCAUUCAUUCAUCUAUCUAUCUAUCUAUCUAUCUAUCUAUCUAUCUAUCUAUCUAUCUGUUUCUGUCUCAGUUGAUAUCUAUCACUCACGCCUUAUCUAUCUAUCUAUCUAUCUAUCUAUCUAUUCAUCUAUCUAUUCAUCUAUCUGUUUCUGUUGAUAUAUAUCUCUCACGCCUCAUUCAUCUAUCAUCUAUAUCCAUCUAUCUAUCUAUCUAUCUGUUUCUGGUCACAUAUAAUUAUAUAUCUAAGUCUCAUCUAUCUCUCAGGCCUUAUCUAUCUAUCUCAUUGACAUCUAUCUCUCACGCCUUAUCUAUCUAUCUAUCUAUCUAUUCAUCUAUCUAUCUAUCUAUCUAUUCAUCUAUCUAUCUAUUUCUGGUCACAUAUAAUUAUAUAUCUAAGUCCUCAGUUGAUAUCUAUCUCUCACGCCUUAUCUAUCUAUCUAUCUAUCUAUCUAUCUAUCUAUCUAUCUAUUCAUCUAUCUAUCAAUCUUUGAUAUCUAUCCUUCCUUUAUCUAUCUAUCUAUCUACCAUUCAUCUAUCUAUCUUUGAUAUCUAUCUCUCACGCCUAUUAUCUAUCUAUCUAUCUAUCUAUCUGUUUCUGGUCACAUAUAAUUAUAUAUCUAAGUCUCAGUUGAUAUCUAUCUCUCACGCCUUUAUUAUCUAUCACCCAUCUAACUAUCCGUUUCUAUCAUAUAAUUAUAUAUCUAAGUCUCAUGAUAUCCAUCAGGUCUUAUCUAUCUGGUCACCAUAUAAUUAUAUAUCUAUCUAUCUAUCUAUCUAUCUAUCUGUUACUGGUCACAUAAUCCAUUCUAGGUCUCAUGAUAUCUAUCUCUCACGCCUUAUCUAUCUAUUAUCUAUCUAUCAUCAUAUCUAUCAUAUCUAUCUAUCUAUCUAUUUCUGGUCACAGAAUUAUAUAUCUAAGUCUCAGUUGAUAUCUAUCUCACGCCUCAUCUAUCUAUCUACCCAUUCAUCUAUCUGUUUCUGGACACAGAAUUAUAUAUCUAAAUCCUCAUUGAUAUCUAUCUCUCACGCCUUAUCUAUAUCUAUCUAUCCAUUCAUCCAUCUAUCUAUCUAUCUAUCUAUUAUCUGUUUCUGGUCACAUAAUUACACAUCUAGGUCUCAGUUGAUAUCUAUCUCUCACGCCUUAUCUAUCUAUCUAUCCAUUCAUCUAUCUAUCUAUUCAUCUAUCUGUGUUCUGUUGAUAUCUAUCUCUCAUUAUCUAUCUAUCUAUCCUAUCCGUUUCUGGAUAACAUAUAAUUAUAUAUCUAAGUCUCAGUUGAUAUCUAUCUCUCAUUUAUUCAUAUCAUCUAUCUAUUCAUCUAUCUAUAUCUAUCUGUUCCUGCAUAAUUCAUCUAGGAAUCCAGUUGAUAUUCAUCGGGCAGCCUUAUUAUCUAUUCAUCCAUUCAUCUAUCUAUCUAUCUAUCUUAUCUAUCUAUCUAUCUAUCUAUCUGUUUCUGGCCUUAUCUAUCUAUCUACCUAUCUAUCUAUCUUUGACAUCUAUCUCUCACGCCUUAUCUAUCUAUCUAUCUAUCUAUCUAUCUAUCUAUCUAUCUAUCUAUCUAUCUAUCUAUUUCUGGUCACAUAUAAUUAUAUAUCUAAGUCUCAGUUGAUAUCUAUCUCUACGUUCAUUAUCCAUCCAUCUAUCAUCAUCUAUCUAUCUAUCUGUCUGUUUCUGGUCACAUAUAAUUAUAUAUCUAAGUCACAGUUGAUAUCUAUCCCUCACGCCUUUUAUCUUUCAUCUAUCCAUCUAUCUAUCUAUCUAUCUGUUUCUGGUCACAUCAUAUCUAAGUCUCAGUUGAUAUCUAUCUCUCAGGCCUUAUCUAUCUAUCUACCCAUUCAUUAUCUGUUUCUGUCUCAUCUAUCUAUCUAUCUAUCUCAGGCAUCUAUCUAUCUAUCUAUCCAUCCAUCUAUCAAUCUAACUAUCCGUAUAUCUAAGUCACAGUUGAUAUCUAUCCUCACGCUUUAUCUUUCUAUCUAUCUCCCUCCAUCUAUCUAUCUAUCUGUUUCUGUUGAUCUAUCUCACGCCUUUAUCUAUCUAUCUACCUAUCUAACUAUCCGUUUCUGGCCUUAUUCUAUCUAUCUACCUAUCUAUCUAUCUAUCUAUCUAUCUAUCUAUCUAUCUUUGAUAUCUAUCUUAUCUAUCUAUCUAUCUAUCUAUCUAUCUAUCUAUCUAUCUGUUUCUGGUCAUAAUUAUAAUUAUAUAUCUAAGUCUCAGUUGAUAUCUAUCUGUUCUCACACGCCUUUAUCUAUCUAUCUAUUUGUUCUAUCUGUUUCUGUCUCAUUGAUAUCUAUCAUCACGUCUUAUCUAUCUAUCUAUCUAUCUAUCUCCAUCGUUUCUAUCUAUCUAUCUAUAAUUAUAUCUAAUCUAUCUAGUGUUGAUAUCUAUCUCCUACUGCCUAUAUCUAUAUCCGUUUAUCAUCUGUUCUAUCUAUCUAUCUCUCAUAUCAUCUAUCCAUUAUCUAUCUAUCUAUCUUUGAUAUCUAUCCCCUCACGCCUUUAUCUAUUCAUCUAUUCAUUCAUCUAUUCAUCUAUCUAUCUAUCAUUCAUCUAUCUAUCUAUCUAUCUAUCUGUUUCUGGUCACAGAAUUACAUAUCUAAGUCUCAGUGGAUAUCUAUCUCUCACGCCUUUAUCUAUCUAUCUACCAUCUAUCUAUCUGUUUCUGUCUCAGUUGAUAUCCAUCACUCACGCCUUAUCCAUCCAUCUAUCUAUCUAUCUAUCCAUCUAUCUAUCUAUCUAUCUAUCUAUCUUUGAUAUCUAUCUCUCACGCCUUAUCUAUCUAUCUAUCUAUCUAUCUAUCUGUUUCUGGUCACAUAAUUACAUAUCUAGGUCUCAGUUGAUAUAUAUCUCACGCCUUAUCUAUCUAUCUAUCUAUCUAUCUAUCUAUCUAUCUAUCUAUCUGUUUCUGGUCACAUAUAAUUAUAUAUCUAAGUCUCAGUUGAUAUCUAUCUCUCAGGCCUUAUCUAUCUAUCUACCUAUCUAUCUAUCUUUGAUAUCUAUCUCUCACGCCUUAUCUAUCUAUCUCCCUAUCUAUCUAUCUUUGACAUCUAUCUCUCACGCUUAUUAUCUAUCUAUCAUCUAUCUAUCUAUCUAUUCAUCAUUCUAUCUAUCUAUCUAUCUAUCUUUGAUAUCUAUCUCUCACGCCUUAUCUAUCUAUCUACCUAUCUAUCUAUCUAUCUGUUUCUGGUCACAUAAUUAUAUAUCUAAGUCUCAGUUGAUAUCUAUCUCUCACGCCUUAUCUAUCUAUCUAUUUUUGAUAUCUAUCUCUCACGCAUUAUCUAUCUAUCUAUCUAUCUAUUUGUUUCUGGUCACAUAUAAUUAUAUAUCUAAGUCUCAGUUGAUAUCUAUCUCUCACGCCUUAUCUAUCUAUCUAUCUAUCUAUUUGUUUCUGUCUCAGUUGAUAUCUAUCUCUCACGCCUUAUCUAUCUAUCUAUCUAUCUAUCUAUUUUUGAUAUCUAUCUCUCACGCCUUAUCUAUCUAUCUAUCUAUCUAUCUAUUUGUUUCUGUUGAUAUCUAUCUCUCAUUUAUCUAUCUAUCUAUCUAUCUAUUUGUUUUGGUCACAUAUAAUUAUAUAUCUAAGUCUCAGUUGAUAUCUAUCUCUCACGCCUUAUCUAUCUAUCUAUCUAUCUAUUUGUUUCUGGUCUCAGUUGAUAUCUAUCUCUCACGCUUAUCUAUUCAUCUAUAUCUAUCUAUCUAUAUAUUCAUUCAUCAAUCUAUCUAUCUAUCUGUUUCUGGCCUUAUCUAUCUAUCUACCUAUCUAUCUAUCUUUGACAUCUAUCUCUCACGCCUUAUCUAUCUAUCUAUCUAUCUAUCUAUCUAUCUAUCUAUCUAUCUAUCUGUUUCUGCCUUAUCUAUCUAUCUAUCUAUCUAUCUAUCUGUCUUUGAUAUCUAUCCCUCACGCCUUUAUCUAUCUAUCUAUCUAUCUAUCUAUCUAUCUAUCUAUCUAUCUAUCUAUCUAUCUAUCUGUUUCUGGUCACAUAAUUACAUAUCUAAGUCUCAGUUGAUAUCUAUCUCUCACGCCUUAUCUAUCUAUCUAUCUAUCUAUCUAUCUAUCUUUGAUAUCUAUCUCACGCCAUUAUCUAUCUAUCUAUCUGUUUCGACUCACGCUUAUCUAUCUAUCUAUCUAUCUAUCUAUCUAUCUAUCUUUGAUAUCUAUCUCUCACGCCUUAUCUAUCUAUCUACCUAUCUAUCUAUCUGUUUCUGGUCACAGAAUUAUAUAUCUAAGUCUCAGUUGAUAUCUAUCUCACGUCUUAUCUAUCUAUUCAUUCAUCUAUCUAUCUAUCUCAUCUAUCUAUCUAUCUAUCUAUCUAUCUGUUUCUGGUCCUUAUCUAUCUAUCUAUCUAUCUAUCUGUUUCUGGUCACAUAUAAUUUUAUAUCUAAGUCUCAGUUGAUAUCUAUCUCUCAAGCCUUUAUCAAGCUAUUACCAACAUUAUUCAUAACGGGUGCAAUCUAUCUAUCUAUCUAUCUAUCUAUCUAUCUAUCUAUCUAUCUAUCUAUCUAUUCCUGGAUGAGAAGCUUUUGUUGUCGAAACCAAUUAUGCAAAUCGGCAACGCUGGAAUGGUUUUCUCGGAACGUCUUUCGAAGAAAUCCAACAUCCAAAUGGCGCCAAGAAUAUACGGCUCUUACAUAA